Molecule: messenger RNA, 2277 nt
Organism: Biomphalaria glabrata
Lineage: Eukaryota; Metazoa; Mollusca; Gastropoda; Planorbidae
Product: protein PF3D7_1417600-like
Exons: 1
Coding region: 1-2277 (758 amino acids)
Molecular function (GO): zinc ion binding; nucleic acid binding
Source: RefSeq, a predicted model, not a curated record
AUGGAACUAGAAGGUGAUAAAAAGAGACAAUUUAUAGAAAGGGAAUUAGCAAAGGCAGAACAAGAAAAAAGGGAGGAAAGAGAUAGGGCUGAAAAGGAUAAAGAUAGGGAAGAAAGAACUGCAGAAAGAGCUCAUCAGAAAGAACUAAAAGAACUAGAGACUAAACAAAAAGAGUUAGAGGCUAAACAAAAAGAAAGUCAGGACAAAGGAGAGUUGGCUAAAUUAGAAGCAGCAAAAAUCAACCCCAACAUUAUGACCCAGCAAACCAGUAACAAACCAUUUAUCUCCAAAUUUCAUAAAUUUAACAUUAAGGAGGAAACAUUAGAAAAUUACCUAGUUCAGUUUGAACAUAUCUCAUCUACUUACAAUCUAAACAAUGAGGAUAUGGCAAAACAUCUGCUAGCAAAUUUAUCAGGAGAACCCCUAAACAUAAUAAGCACACUCACAACUGAACAAAAGAAAGAUUACAUAGCUGUUAAAACUAGACUCUUGGAACAUUUCGGGAAAAGCAAAGACUAUUAUAGAAAACUCUUUAAAAAGAUUAAACUAAACAAGGAUGGAGACUUCAACAGAAUAAUUUUUGACAUGAAGGCAAAUAUGCUUAAAUGGUUAGAGCUAGCUAAAUGUGAUAUAAAAGAUCCUAUUCAAAUUUUAGACAUGAUCCUCAUUGACAAUGUACUAUCUAAUGUCACAGAUUUAGUGUUCACUUUUCUUAAAGAAAAGAAAGUAAAGACAGAAACUGAUCUCAUUACUAAUUUAAACCUUUUUAAAGAUAGCCAUCCUGGGCACACUAUGGACAAAAGAGAGCUACAUCAAUUGGCCGCCACAGUUAAUACAGCUAAUAAUAGCAAUAGUAAUGAUAGAUUUAAAUUUUCUAAUUCAAAAACUUGCUUUAAUUGUGGGAAGAAGGGCCAUGUUAAAAGCCAAUGCAGACAAACUAGCACUAGCAACUUCAGAUAUAGAAGUUACACCAAUUACCACAACCCUAGCAACUACAAUCAAAAUAAUUACAACAAUCAUAGUAACUAUAGCAACCAAUAUAGAAACUACAGAUCCAACCAGAGUGCAAGCCCCAGAGAAAGAAGGAGCCCUAGGAAUAACAACUCCUAUUACAAUAACUAUAAUACUAAUAGACAAUCAAGGAGGGACACAUACAACCAUCAGUCCAAAUACAACAACUAUCAAAACAGGAAUAGAAAUAGAGGCAAUACCAUUAACAAUACACAAAGAGAAGAGAAUGUAGCCUACUUACAAACAGACAUGUCUAAGGUAAAUGUUUUUCCCUCAUAUGUAAACUCAGUAGAAAUUAAAGCAAUGAGAGAUACUGGUGCAACAACAUCAAUAGUAAGAUCCAAUCUAGUCAAACCAGAACAAUAUUUAGAAGAAACUGUUAUGGUCAUUUAUGCCAACAUACAAAAAUUUGAUAUAUGUAAAACCGCCAAGGUCUGGAUUGAAUCUCCCUGGAUCACAGGCAAGAUAAAAGUAGUAGUAAUGGAUACACCCGCCCAAGACCUCAUAAUAGGGAACUCACAUGGUGUCAAAGACUUAACAAUAACUCAGCUAGAUUCAUGGAUAAAAAACAGACAAAGAAAUUGGUAUCUAGACCAACAUCAUAUAUCAGCUGUUCAAACUAGAUCACACAAAAAUAUAGUGCCAGAAAUUGAAUUACCAAAUACUUUGUUCAAUGAAAUAGGAACCACCAGACAAGAAUUAAUCAAAAUGCAAAACAGUGACCCUAUAAUACAAGAUUUGUUAAAUAAAGACUAUAACAAAAUAAAUUUAAACAACCAUCAUCUUUUAGCCAACAACCUAGCCAUUAGAUGUAACAGAAACAAAGAUAGCACAAGAAUUCAAAUUAUAAUUCCAGAAAGUCUACAACCCAAAAUAUUGAAAAUGGCCCAUGAUGACCCAACAGCAGGCCACUUUGGAAAAAAGAAAACAUAUGCUAAAAUCUCACAAAAAUUCUUUUGGCCUAAGAUGAAGACUCAAAUUAAAGACUAUAUAGAUUCCUGUGCAGAAUGUACUAAACAAAAACUCAUACUCAAGGCACCUCUACAAAAAUCAGAUAAAGCCCAUUGUUUCUGGGACAAGAUAGCCAUUGAUAUUAUGGGCCCAUUAAAUACAAGUACCAAGGGAAAUAAAUAUAUAUUAGGGAUCAUAGACAUAGCAACCAGGUGGGCAGAAGCUUUUCCUCUUAGGGAUAUUAGGGCAGAAGAUAUAUGCACCUCACUAAGAACAAUAUUCCUAAAGUUCGGAUUCCCAAACAGAAUCUUAUAA